Molecule: messenger RNA, 2220 nt
Organism: Poecilia reticulata (guppy)
Lineage: Eukaryota; Metazoa; Chordata; Actinopteri; Cyprinodontiformes; Poeciliidae
Gene: cyp4f3
Product: cytochrome P450, family 4, subfamily F, polypeptide 3
Molecular function (GO): iron ion binding; heme binding; monooxygenase activity
Source: RefSeq, a predicted model, not a curated record
UAUUACAUGUAAUUUUCCCUCCUUUUCCCAAUUUUGCACCUCCUUUUGUUGGCCCAUAACGUUUGGUUUUGCAAUUAAGUUCACAUGAACAUGAAAUCUCAUGCAAAAACAUGAUGAAAGUGACCGCAUUUAACAGACAAAAGGAAGUGAGGAUAUCACAAUGUCAGCAAUUGUUAUGAAAUACGCACAACGGUGUGCGGAAGAAGUUUAGUUCCUGCAUGUUUCUAAAUCAACAGGCUGUCAGCUGCCUCCGUCGGAUCAGAACAUCUGAGCACCAGUUUUUGUUUUUGUUGUUGUUUUAGUUUUUUUUUGUCUGCUCCUGUACCCCCAGCAUGGCUGUCCUUCACAGGCUCCUGUCACAGCUUUUCAGCUGGUCUGGGAUCAGUUUCCUCCUGCAGCUGAUGGGGACCGGACUGCUGGCUGUGGUUGGAGUUUGGACGGUGAGGCUGCUGGUUCGUCACGCCUGGUUCACUCACAGGUUGUCCUGCUUCAACAAGCCGCAGACGCAUUCAUGGCUGAUUGGUCACCUCGGUCAGAUGCAGAGCACAGAGGAAGGUCUCCAACAGGUGGAUGAAUUGGUGCAGACCUACAAGCACUCCUGCUCCUGGUUCUUCGGGCCUUUCUAUCACAUGGUCAGAGUCUUUCAUCCUGACUAUGUGAAGCCGCUGCUGAUGGCGCCUGCCAACAUCACGAUGAAGGAUGAGUUUGUCUACGGGCAUCUGCGUCCGUGGCUGGGUCACAGUUUGUUGAUAAGUAAUGGAGAGGAGUGGUCUCGCAAGAGGCGACUGCUGACUCCGGCUUUUCAUUUCGACAUCCUUAAAAACUACAUCCUGACGUUUAACUCUUCGACUAACACCAUGCACAAUAAAUGGCACCGCCUGGUGGCAGGAGGAACAACCAACAUAGAGAUGUUUGACCAUGUCACUCUGAUGACUCUGGACAGCUUAUUAAAGUGCGCCUUCAGCUACCAGAGCAACUGUCAGGAAUCCACCAGUCAAUAUGUGUCCGCCAUCAUGGAGCUCAGUGACCUGGUGAUAGAUCGCCGCUUUCGCAUUUUGCACCAAUGGGACUGGAUCUACUGGAAAACUGAGCAAGGAAAGAGAUUCAAGCAAGCRUUAAGUGUGGUACACAGGUUCACUAGGGAUGUUGUGCAGAUGCGCCGUACUCUCAUUGACCAGCAGAGGGAGACAGAGACACUAAGCAGCAUGACGACAGCGGAACAGAGAAAGAAAGAUUUCGUGGACCUCAUUCUGCUGUCAAAAGAUGAAGACGGACAAGGACUCACAGAUGAAGAAAUUCAGGCGGAAGCCAACACUUUCAUGUUUGCAGGACAUGAUACGACAGCAAGCGCAAUAUGUUGGACACUGUACAAUUUAGCUCGUCAUCCCCACUAUCAGCACAAAUGCAGACAGGAAGUGAUGGAGCUGAUGCAGGGACGAGAUGGGCAUGAAAUAGAGUGGGAGGACCUGUCCAACCUUCCUUUCACUACCAUGUGCAUCAAAGAGAGCCUCAGACUGCACUCACCUGUCCAGGCUGUAACCAGGAAGUACACCCAGGAUGUGGCAUUGCCUGGAGACCUCACCGUACCACAGGGUGUAAUCUGUUUGGUCAGUCUUUACGGGACGCACCACAACCCCGAAGUCUGGACAAACCCACACGAGUUCGAUCCUCUUCGCUUUGAACCGACCAACACACAGAGUCGCUCCUCUCAUGGCUUCAUCCCGUUCUCCUCCGGUCCCAGGAACUGCAUCGGACAGAAAUUUGCCAUGGCUGAGCUUCGGGUGGUCGUAGCGCUGACCCUGCUGAGGUUUCGUUUAACCCCGGGCGUUAACCCCAAAACAGUCUCUGGGAAGGUGCGGCGUCUCCCCCAACUCGUCCUGCGCGCCGAGGGAGGCCUGUGGCUACAGCUGGAAGAUUUGAAUGAAUCAAGCUUUGGAAAUAAAUGAUUUGAUUACAGAUGUGUGUCAGAACGUAAAACGCAAAAACACUGUAUAAGAUUUCAUAUUGCAUUUUAGCCAACGCUCUGCUUCAACCUGUUUUAAGAUGCGUUUCAUUGUGGGAUUUUUAAUUAUUUUUUUCAAAUGGAUAAAUUCUGGUCUAAUAAAUAUUAAUGACAUUGUAAAUGCAAGAUUUAAAGCACACUUUAAUUUAUUUAACAAAUACAGAAAUGGCUUUUUCCUGUAUAUAAUCAUUUAGAUAAUAAAAAAUGUGCAGUAUUUA